This is a messenger RNA of Sarcophilus harrisii (Tasmanian devil), 945 nucleotides long. Its product is annotated as olfactory receptor 10T2-like. Bases 1 to 945 code for a protein of 314 amino acids. Gene Ontology annotation, molecular function: G protein-coupled receptor activity; olfactory receptor activity. Gene Ontology annotation, biological process: G protein-coupled receptor signaling pathway. Gene Ontology annotation, cellular component: membrane. The record is from RefSeq and is a predicted model, not a curated record. NCBI's taxonomy places the organism in Eukaryota, Metazoa, Chordata, Mammalia, Dasyuromorphia, Dasyuridae. The transcript has a single exon.
AUGAAGAGACAGAACCAGAGUGUGAUCACUGAAUUCGUCCUUGUAGGCUUCUCCAGUCUGGGAGACCUGCAGAUUCUGCUCUUCAUCAUCUUUCUAUUGGUCUAUCUAUCCAUCUUAAUGGCCAAUGUCACUAUCAUGACUGUCAUUCGCCUAGACCGCACCCUCCAUACCCCAAUGUACUUCUUUCUUUUCAUCCUUUCAUUAUCUGAAACCUGCUACACCUUGGUCAUCAUCCCCAAGAUGCUGACAAACCUGCUCUCUACUGAAAAAACUAUUUCUUUCUCUGGUUGUGCAGCCCAACUCUACUUUUUUAUAGCCUUGGCUUGUACCAAUUGCUUUCUAAUUGCUGUAAUGGGUUAUGACCGCUAUGUUGCCAUCUGCAAUCCUCUCAACUACAUGCUCAUUAUUAGCAGAGCAACGUGUAUCCAGUUGGUGUUGACCUGUGCCUUCUGUGGUUUCAUAAUCUCUGUGGUUGUCAGCAUCCUAGUGUUCAGCCUGCCUUUUUGUGCAUCAAACCGAAUCAACCAUUUCUUCUGUGAUGUCUCUCCUAUCAUGAAGCUUGCCUGUACUGACACAAAGAUGAAAGAGAUGACCUUCUUCUUUCUCAGUAUUUUGGUAUUAUUGGUCCCCUUUGUGCUGAUAUUCAUCUCCUAUGUUUUCAUUGUCUCUACCAUCCUCAAGAUCUCAUCAGCUGAGGGGCAACGAAAGGCAUUUGCCACCUGCAUCUCCCACCUCACUGUGGUCAUUGUCCAUUAUGGCUGUGCUUCUUUCAUAUACCUACGCCCUACAUCCCUCUAUUCCUCAGACAAGGAUCGACUGGUGGCAGUGACCUACACUGUGAUAACCCCAAUGCUCAACCCCCUUGUCUAUACUCUGAGGAAUAAAGAAGUAAAAACAGCCUUAACUAAGGUCUUAAGCAGAUACUCAUUUCCCAAAAGCAUAUAA